GACUGGCAGCUGUGGGCGGGGUUUUGUUGUUUUAGGGCUGGUGUCUCCCGCGUGAUUGGCAGCUGUGGGCGGGGCCUGUGCCGCACUGAUUGAUUGAAUCGAACAGCUGAGCUCGCGCGUGUAAAGCGAGAAGAACAGCAGCAGCGGCAGCGUUAUUACAGCAUUAUUACUGCAACAUCUACACUAAACUGCUGCUCAACACACACCGAGGACGAUACAUCUGCAGUGUGUGUGUGUGUGUGUGUGUGUGUGCAGGAAUGAGGACGCCUGAUGCUGUGUUUGUGCUGAGGGAAUCCGCGGUUCUCCACGGCGCGUUCAUUUGUUCCUGAAUGGCGUCUCGGUUAUUCACAGCGCGAACACACCGCUGAACUGAAGCCCUGACGGGGGAUAAAGGAGGACUCUACACCGCAGAAGGACACCACUGACCGUGUGUGUGUGUGUGUGUGUGUGUGUGUGUGUGAGUGUGAGUGUGAGUGUGAGUGUGUGUCUCCGCCGUGUUUUCAGCUGCAGGAGCAGAAAUGUGACAUUUUCCACACGCGCCUUUAUCCAUCGACCACAGCGGAUGCUUUCAUCGAUAAAGAUGUGCUCUGUCCAUGUGUUGGUCCUUCUGUUGGCGGGUCUGGAUGUCUGCUGCAGUGAGCAGGAGCGUCCCGCGGUGCCGCUGGGCUGUGCUCUGGGCCCGCCGCCGCCCUACACGCUGCUGUGUGACCUGGAUGCGGUGUGGGGCGUAGCGGUGGAGGUGCUAGCGGCCGCUGGGGUGCUGUCUGCUCUGCUACUGCUGAUGGUGUUGCUCUGCCGGCUCCACUCGGUGAGCGAGGCUCCGAAGCGCAGCGGCAUCGGCCUGAUAAUGCUAAUGCUAACCGGCGUCAUCGGCCUGUUCGGACUGAGCUUCGCGUAUCUGAUCGAGUUCAGCGAGAGCAUCUGCAUCAUCCGCCGCGCCCUCUGGGGGCUGCUCUUCUCUCUGUGCUUCGCCUGCAUGCUAGCGCAGAGUCUCCGGCUGCGCAGGCUAGCUAACGAGUCUCGUAGCCCCGGCGGAUGUGCGCUGAUCGGACUAGCGCUAGGGUUGACGGCGGUGCAGGGGAUCAUCGCUGCAGAAUGGCUCCUGCUGACCGUGCUGAGGGAGGGUCACCCCGCGUGCCAGUUUCAGCCGCUGGACUUUACGCUAGCCUGUGUGUAUGUGCUAGCGCUGCUGCUGGCGGCGCUAGUGACGGCGGCAUUAGCGCUGUGCGGGAAGACGCGGCAGUGGCACUGUAGUGUGGUGUGGCUGCUGGUGUCCUGUGUUCUGUCCGUCCUGCUGUGGGUGGCCUGGAUCGGGUUCUAUGUCUAUGGGAACGGGAUGCUGGAUAAAUCUCCAGACUGGGACGACCCGGCGUUAGCGGUAGCGCUUGUAGCUCAGGGCUGGCUGGUACUGCUGUGCCACGCGGCUCCUGAAGCCCACGCCUGUCUCCGCGCUCCACCGCAGCCGUCAGCGCCUGAUUAUUUCGACACGUCCCAGAAUUCCUCACGCAUGAGGGAGGCCAGCCUGGACGAGGACAUCCCCAUGUCCCACCGGCAGUUCGUGGACAACCAGAGAUACGCCUUCGACGAAAACGCUGCAGGUUUGGGUGGUGGAGGUCAUCAUAACGGCAGCGGCGGCACCAGACCCAGCGCCCCCUUCAGGAGUAACGUCUACCAGCCCACUGAGAUGACCAUGAUCCUCAACGGAGGAGCCGUUCCGUCGGCUCCCCCCACAUACACCGGCAGACAGCUCUGGUGAAGGAGACUCGGAGAAGAGCGACUGGACAAGAGGAGGCAGAAACCCCUGAGAGAUGAGAUGCAUGCAGACGUGCGGUGAUGAAGAAGCCCACAGGGCUCAAAUAUAGGACUGGGAUGCUGGUAUGUGCGGGCAAACACCACCGGACACCGUUCCCUUCACCAUCAGUAGCUGUAGUGAUUCUGAGUUCCUCCACUUUCUGCUGUUCAUGUCACUGUCUGAAAUACAUCUCCACGUACUGGCCUCAGAUCUGUCCUGAAGGGAUCUCAGUAUGCUUCAACACGGGCUCAUUGGAAAUACACCGCCAAACACGCUGCUCUUACAGUCUCCCCUGAAAACAAGCAGAGUAAUCUGACAAUGGGGUCUUGUUUUCAAAUGGAAAUAAUAUUGUUCAGCUUCACACAUUGUCAGAUUAAUCAGCUCGUUUACCAGAAAAACACA
This is a messenger RNA of Danio rerio (zebrafish), 2194 nucleotides long. It is a transcript of the gene gprc5ba, whose product is annotated as G protein-coupled receptor, class C, group 5, member Ba. Gene Ontology annotation, cellular component: membrane. Lineage: Eukaryota; Metazoa; Chordata; Actinopteri; Cypriniformes; Danionidae. Gene Ontology annotation, molecular function: G protein-coupled receptor activity. Gene Ontology annotation, biological process: G protein-coupled receptor signaling pathway. The record is from RefSeq and is marked validated.